AAGGCAAAAGCCUCUCAUACUCCUUAAGAAAGUCAGUGUCAGCAUCUGGCUGAUCAAGUAAGAAUGUAGGACCAUCCCACUCCCAGGCACUCAGGCACACAGCUCCAUGUACAUUCUGCAAGCUUCCAACAGCCAGGCAGCCUCAUACAGCUCAAAGGUUCAACAUUCCAUGUCUCAUGAAUCUCUGGAUAAGUCUUUCCACAUAAAUCCUUCAGAACAUUUUUAAAAAUGGAGAAAACCAAUGGAGAAGACAUUUUAUCCAAAGCAGAGAAGAAAGAAAAACGCAUGUCAUAUUCGGUGGAGACACCUUAUGGCUUUCACUUAGACCUUGACUUUCUUAAAUACGUGCAUGACAUUGAAAAAGGAAACACCAUUAAAAGGAUACAUAUACACAGAAGGGCAAAGCAAUCAAAGUUCAGCACUCUGCCACGGAAUUUUAGUGUGCCAGACAAUGGGUCCCAGUCCUAUACUUCCUCGUCAAGCAGAACUUGGAGUCCAACAAGUUACAAAUCCGAUGUCCAAGGCAAUAUUUCACCUGCGAGUGAGUCAUCUUUGCGGUUAAGAUAUCUGCAUGAUUUAAACUAUAGAAAGAAGGAUCAUGUAUUUGAUACCCAGAAACAUAUUGGUGAUAUAGUUCCAGAAGGUCUCAAUAGAUUUGCAGAUAGGCCACAGUUUAUGAGGGCAUCUAGUAUGCCGGCAGCCCUUCCACAAAGCACAACACAGUAUGAACAGAACCAAUACCUCAAACUCCCACAAUCAGCAAACAGCGACAGUGAAAGCACAAUACAGUGUCUGGAAGGCUCACGUCAUGGAGGUCCUGAGAACCAAUUCACAGCAGCUCUCAAAAGGAUUAAAGACCUUGAGGAACAAUUAGAAACUAUUACUGAACUUAAAAAGGCCAUUUUAGAACUUGAAGGGGAAAACUGCAAGUUGAAUACACAAUUAAAAUCAAUAUCAGAACUGCUAACUAGUAACAGAAAGGAAAAUGAGAAUGUUAAACUUAUUAUUUCGGAAAGUGAAGCACAACCGGAAGCCAUAACUGGAAAUGUAGAGAAUGACGGUGAUUUGGGCUGUUCCAGCGUAAGCCAUUCUAUAUUUUUGGCGAUUAAAAAGCAAAUUACAGAGUUGAAAGAACAAUUAGAUGACAGUACCAAAGAUUGCCACAACCUGCGAGAAAUACUGGAGAGACAAAAGGAUGAAAUGAAUGCAAAGAAUUUACAUAUUGUUGAACUGAAAAACACAAUAGACACUUUGGAAGAAAUGAUUAGUAGAAAACAAAAGGAAGAUGUUGAGUACAAAGAUGUUGCAGUAAAUACCGAGCCGCCGCCGCCGCCAAAGGAUGAACAAAAAGGCAAAAGCUUUUCUGACUAUAUUUCAUUUGUUACUCAGUCAGUGGCAAGUGCCACCAUGACAACUGACCUCGAGCAAACAUUAGAUGAGAAAAAUGAAUUGUGCCUGCUGAUAGACACCGAUCAUCCUGCUGUUAGGGCAUGUCCUGAAGUGCAGCCUAAUAUUACUUCAGAUUCGGACAUGAACAUAAAGGAAGCAGUGGCAAGCUUCAUUACUGUUGAGACAGAGCAUUUGGACACACAUAUAUCACAGAGUCACAAUCUUGACAAUACAGAAUUAGGGGUGUGCAUCACAGAAGAUCAAACACCGUCAGAUGCUUCUGUCGGGCAGUAUGUCAAAAGGAUUCAGGACCUUUUGCAGGAACAAUGGACAUGUUUAGAGCACGGAUAUCCAGAUCUAGCUAGUGCUAUUAAACAGCCUGCCUCCAAACUGAGCUCAAUACAGGGCCAGUUAGUGAAUUCUCUCAAUCUGUUAUCAUCAGCUUAUUCAAUUCAAGCAGCACCAGAAAGAGGUCAUUCUAAGAUGAAGAACCAACACAGAGAGGCAGUGGCCAGGAGCAGCCUGAAGUCUAUCAUGAAGAAGAAAAACACUAACAGCCGCAUGGGGGGCAGUGAAGCUCAAGCUAAAAAGAAUCUCCAGUUUGUUGGGGUCAAUGGUGGUUAUGAAACAACUUCCAGUGAGGAUUCAAGCUCUUCUGAAGAAUACUGUGACACAGGAAAGAAUGGAGUUCAAAUAGAGAAUGUAUUACUGCCAGUGUCAGAGGAGAAGGAAACUGCCCAAGAAGAUCCUGAGCCACUAGUGGCAUCUUCCCAGCUUGUAGCACAAAGAUAUGCAGUGAGUGAUGCCUUUCGUGGUGAAUGCCAAAAACUGUCUAAUCAUCUUGCAGAGCUUCAAGGAACAACAGACAACCAACUGAGACAAACCUUGUACACGGUCUGCCAAGAAUGGUUCAGAGUUUCCAGCCAGAAAACAUCCAGCUCUGAUCUUGUGGCAGUUUAUCUGGAAGAAUUCAGCUCGAUCUGUCCCCAGUUAUUACAAAUGGUGGUCAAUAUGUCUGAUGAGAAUGGGAACACUGCCAUGCACUACAGCGUCUCACAUUCCAAUUUCAGGAUUGUUAAACUCCUACUCAAGACAGGAGUGUGUGAGGUAGAUAAUCAGAACAAAGCUGGGUACACCCCAGUGAUGCUAACAGUGCUGGCGUCCACAGAAACCGAAGAGGAUAUGGAGGUGGUUCUUACCCUUCUAAAUCAUGGAAAUGUUAACCUGUGUGCAACUCAGGGGGGACAAACUUCUCUGAUGCUGGCAGUAAGCCACGGGAGGUUGGACAUGGUAAAGGUCUUGCUCAACUGUGGAGCAGAUGUGAAUCUGAAAGAUGAAGAUGGAGAAACUGCUCUGAUGAUGGCCUGCCAGCUCGGCAACAUGGAUAUUGUGAAACUCUUAUUAGCUCAACCAGAGUGUGACCCAGAACUAAGUGACAAGGUUGGCAAUACUGCCUUGUCUAUUGUUCUUAAGUCUGCCCACAGCGAGAUUGCAGAAUUUCUACAAGCCCACACAGAGCACAGACGCUCCCGUUCCGCAGCUGAAAUGGAAAAAGGAGCUCCAUUGUAAGCAAGCAUAGGGAACAAAGCCCAAUUAUGUACCAGUUCAGAUCUCUCUGUAGGACUUUGCGAGUUCUGAGCGUAGAUACAGUAUGAUACAUCCCUGCAUUGUCUCCACUUUGAGAAACUAUUUGGAAUAUGUGUAUAUUUACAAGAAUAUCUAUUGCAUACUUAACAUGUCAUCAUAUAAUAUGCAAAUAUAUUUUUUCCGCAAAGGUC
This is a messenger RNA of Xenopus laevis (African clawed frog), 3167 nucleotides long. It is a transcript of the gene kank4.L, whose product is annotated as KN motif and ankyrin repeat domains 4 L homeolog. Gene Ontology annotation, cellular component: cytoskeleton; cytoplasm. The record is from RefSeq and is a predicted model, not a curated record. Bases 229 to 2958 code for a protein of 909 amino acids. Gene Ontology annotation, biological process: negative regulation of actin filament polymerization. Lineage: Eukaryota; Metazoa; Chordata; Amphibia; Anura; Pipidae. The transcript has 10 exons.